GUGCAUCAUCAUGCACUGGUUUUGUUCUUCCACAAACUUCUCUAAACCUUAACCUGUACUCUCGGAUGUUUCUCUCUCUACAUAUACAUCCAUGUCACUUUCUCUUUCUAUAUCUACAUUUUGUCUCCAUCUCUCUUUCUCUCAAAUGAAUACUUUCGGAACUCAAGAAUCAAUAAUUGGGAACAGCAUGAAGAGAUUCAGAAAAGGAGGUUACCUAAGUUCAAGCUCUCUGCUUUAAACUGGUUUUAACUCUAUCUACAAACUAGUUUUCAGUCAAUCUUCCACCAUUAUCUGCUCAAACACUAGUUCUACUUUCCCUCAAUGCCCCUCAUCAAACCUCACCACAGGGCCCUUCACCACCUUCCUUUGCUGUCCCAUUCUGUAAAUUCGCAAUUCUCGUCUCUCUCCUCGCCCCCCGACACCCUUUUGGUCGACAAAGCCAUCGCCAUCCUCAAACGCCACAACCCAAUUCACCUCAACUCUUUGUCUUCCCGUUUUACCCCUCAAUCAGCCUCCUAUCUACUCCUCCGAACCCAGUUCGACAAACCCUUAGCCCUAAAAUUCCUCAACUGGGCUAGACACCAUCAAUUCUUCAACCUCCAAUGUAAAUGCCUCACCCUCCACAUUCUCACUAGAUUUAAGCUCUUCAAGACCGCCCAGUCCAUCGCUGUGGAGGUAGCCGUGAAUUCCGAUGAUGCCACAGGCAAUUUAGUCUUUCAAUGCCUUAAAGACUCGUACCAAACUUGCAAUUCGAGCUCUUCGGUGUUUGAUUUGAUGGAAAAGAAUUUGGAGCCAAAUAUGAUUACUUAUAAUGUGAUCAUCUAUGGGCUGUGUCGAGAAGGGAGGAUGAAGGAGAUGACUGUGGUUUUUGAGGAGAUGAGGUGCAAGGGUUUUGUUCCAGAUGAGGUGACAUAUAAUACGCUUGUGAAUGGUUAUUGUAAAGUGGGUGAUUUUCACCAAGCACUUGUUUUGCAUGCGGAAAUGGUGAGGAAUGGUGUAUCUCCAAAUGUUGUGACUUAUACUUCAUUGAUAAAUAGUAUGUGUAAGGCAAGAAACUUGCAUCGAGCAAUGGAAUUCUUUGAGCAGAUACAUAUUAGGGGAUUACAUCCAAAUGAGAGAACUUAUACGACAUUGAUUGACGGCUUCUCGCAGCAGGGUUUUAUGGAUGAAGCUUAUCGAGUUUUGAAUGAAAUGACUCAGAGUGGCUUCGCACCUUCCAUUGUGACUUACAAUGCUCUAAUCAAUGGACACUGUCUAUUGGGUGGGAUGGAAGAUGCUUUAGGAGUGAUUCGUGAUAUGGUGGGUAAAGGGGUAGUCCCAGAUGUUGUAAGUUAUACUACAAUUAUAUCUGGGUUUUGUAGAAAUCAAGAUUUGGAUAAAGCAUUUGGAAUGAAGCAGGAGAUGGUCGAGAAGGGAGUUUCACCAGAUGUUGUUACUUAUUCAUCGCUGAUUCAAGGUCUUUGCGAACAGAGGAGACUGGAUGAAGCUUGUGAUCUUUUCCAAGAGAUGUGGAGAGUGGGUUUGCCACCUGAUAAAUGUACAUAUACUACCCUAAUGAAUGGUUAUUGUGUAGAAGGGGAUAUUAAUAGUGCUCUCCACCUGCAUGAUGAAAUGAUGAAUAAUGGUUUCUUUCCCGAUGUUGUUACCUAUAGUGUGCUAAUCAAUGGGCUUAGCAAACAAGCUCGGACUAGGGAGGCAAAGCAGCUCCUAAUGAAACUGUUUUACGAGGAAUCUGUCCCUAAUGAUGUCACUUAUGAUACACUCAUAGAAAAUUGUAGGAAUGUCGAAUUCAAGAGUGUUGUAGCUCUCAUGAAGGGAUUCUGUAUGAAAGGUUUGAUGAAUGAAGCAGAUCGAGUUUUUGAGUCAAUGCUUCAGAGAAACCACAAGCCUAGCGAAGCAGCUUAUAAUGUCAUUAUCCACGGUCAUUCCAGGGGUGGGAAUUUGCACAAAGCUUUUAAACUCUACAAAGAAAUGUUGCAUCAUGAAUUUGUCCCCCAUACUGUCACUGUUAUUGCUCUGAUUAAGGAGCUUUUCAAAGAAGGGAUGAGUGAGGAGGUGGGUGAAGUUAUUCGUUAUAUAUUGAAAAGCUGUAGGCUUACUGAUGCUGAGGUUGCGAAAGCCCUUGUUGAGAUCAACUACAAAGAAGGGAACAUGGAUGCAGUAUUUAAUGUUCUUACUGACAUGGCAAAGGAUGGUCUUCUCCCAAAUACUGGGAAAACUGCCUAUGCUAGGGGAUAACUAUGCCAUGGAUCACUUGUGUUUGUUAUCAAGGAUUGUGUGGCUUAUUCUCUAGCUGAAAUAAAAGUGCACACAAUGAAGCAAGUCGGUGAAGUCCACUGUUCCUUUGUUGUUUUAUUGGUCAUGUUUCUCUAGUUCUUCAAGGAACUGUGGGGAACCCCAAUUUCCUGAACAGGUUCAUUUCCCUCAAUGUUCUGCCGGAAUUCUUCUCAAUGCCUCUCUUGUAUGUCUCAAAUGGAAAAUGGAAAGUAUGGCCAAGCAAUGCAGUGAAGAAAAGCUGUGGAACACUUCCCCCGCAACAAUUUGAACUCUAGGUCAACGAUCUUCUACACAUAAAGGAAUGCUUGCUUCAAUAAGUGACGAGAACAUAUUCUAGCUUCUUGUCUGAGGAUUCUUUACUUUCCAUGUCAAUUUCUUCCUUUUCUGGCUUCUUGGUUCCAAUGUUUUGAAUGUCCAACUUAUUCUUACCUUGUUAUGAUUGAAGUUAUUCCUCCAGUGAUAGCAGUUUUACUGUUACAAAUCACCUCUGUCCUACUCCUACCCAUUUGGGGAUUGCCAAAUAUAUCGACAAAGUCAUCUUUUGGCUCCGAUGUUGUUGUUCUCUCUGAGGGUGGUGUGGAUGCAUAUGGAAUUCCAAUUUCUGCCUGUCAGCAUUCGAUUGUUUGCUGAAACCCCCUUGUGGCAUAGAGUGGUAUCGGCCAUUGGAGACGAAAGAUCUGCUGUAAUGUAACGAUAUGCAGUUUGAAAAUAUCUUUCGAGUUACAAAAAAUGUUAUGUAACCCCCUUUUUUCACAUCUAUUAUGCAAUGUUGGGGCUUAUCUCCAUUCUAUAU
This is a messenger RNA of Ilex paraguariensis (yerba mate), 3070 nucleotides long. NCBI's taxonomy places the organism in Eukaryota, Viridiplantae, Streptophyta, Magnoliopsida, Aquifoliales, Aquifoliaceae. The record is from the annotation of a GenBank genome assembly.